Molecule: messenger RNA, 2095 nt
Organism: Mytilinidion resinicola
Lineage: Eukaryota; Fungi; Ascomycota; Dothideomycetes; Mytilinidiales; Mytilinidiaceae
Product: chaperonin GroL
Exons: 3
Coding region: 104-1864 (586 amino acids)
Biological process (GO): protein refolding; mitochondrial unfolded protein response; protein import into mitochondrial intermembrane space
Cellular component (GO): mitochondrial matrix; mitochondrial inner membrane
Molecular function (GO): ATP-dependent protein folding chaperone; ATP binding; protein-folding chaperone binding
Source: RefSeq, a predicted model, not a curated record
CCCAGCAUCACCUCCAUCUCCCUUCUCUUCCCACCGUCUUUCAAUCGGAGUCCAGGAGCAAGGCUUGACUUUCUCUCUUCCUCUGUUACUACCACCCGUCACAAUGCAACGAACACUAGCCUCGAGAGCGCGGACUUCGGUCCUAUCUUCGAGCUCGAAGCUACGCACAUCAAGCUUCAACCUCCAACAACAGCGAUUUGCGCACAAAGAGCUCAAGUUUGGCGUCGAGGGCCGGGCAGCUUUGCUGAAUGGCAUCGAGACUCUCGCAAAGGCCGUCGCCACAACACUGGGUCCCAAGGGCCGGAAUGUGCUAAUCGAGUCACCUUAUGGCUCACCAAAAAUUACAAAGGAUGGUGUCACCGUCGCGAAAGCCAUCACCCUCAAGGACAAGUUCGAGAACCUAGGUGCUCGUCUAAUCCAGGACGUUGCAUCCAAGACCAACGAGGUUGCCGGUGAUGGAACUACUACCGCCACUGUCCUUGCCCGUGCCAUUUUCUCCGAGACCGUCAAGAACGUCGCAGCUGGAUGCAACCCAAUGGAUUUGCGAAGAGGAACCCAGGCCGCCGUGGAGGCCGUCGUCGAAUACCUACAAUCGCACAAGAAGGAUAUCACCACCAGCGAAGAAAUCUCCCAGGUCGCCACCAUCUCUGCCAACGGGGACACCCACAUUGGCAAGCUCCUAUCGAACGCGAUGGAGAAGGUCGGCAAGGAGGGCGUCAUCACCGUGAAGGAGGGAAAGACGACCGAGGAUGAGCUCGAGGUUACCGAGGGCAUGAAGUUCGACCGCGGAUACAUCUCGCCCUACUUCAUCACCGAUGCCAAGACUGCGAAGGUGGAAUUCGAGAAGCCGCUGAUCCUUCUCUCAGAGAAGAAGAUCUCGGCUGUGCAAGACAUCGUCCCUGCUUUGGAGGCUUCCCAGCAGCUCCGCCGACCCCUCGUCAUCAUUGCCGAGGAUAUCGAUGGUGAGGCUCUUGCUGUGUGCAUUCUCAACAAGCUCCGUGGCCAGCUUCAAGUCGCUGCCAUCAAGGCUCCCGGCUUCGGUGACAACCGCAAGUCUAUCCUCGGCGACCUCGGUGUCCUCACCAACGCUACCGUCUUCACCGACGAGCUUGACCUCAAGCUCGAGAAGGCCACUGUCGACCAUCUCGGAUCCACCGGCUCCAUUACAAUCACGAAGGAGGACACCGUCAUUCUAAAUGGUGAGGGUAGCAAGGAUGCUGUCGUCCAGCGCUGCGAGCAGAUCCGCGGUGUGAUGGCUGAUCCUACCACCUCUGAGUACGAGAAGGAGAAGCUCCAGGAGCGUCUUGCUAAGCUCUCUGGUGGUGUUGCCGUUAUCAAGGUUGGUGGAGCCUCCGAAGUCGAGGUCGGCGAGAAGAAGGAUCGGAUAGUCGAUGCUCUCAACGCCACACGCGCUGCCGUUGAGGAGGGUAUUUUGCCCGGAGGUGGAACCGCUCUCCUCAAGGCAGCUGCCAAUGCGCUCAAGGACCUCAAGCCCGCCAACUUCGACCAGCAACUCGGUGUGAGCAUCAUCAAGAACGCCAUCACUCGUCCCGCACGAACGAUUGUUGAAAACGCUGGUGCUGAGGGAGCCGUCAUUGUUGGCAAGCUCAUGGACGAGUUCGGUGCCGACUUCAACAAGGGCUUCGACAGCGCCAAGGGUGAAUACGUUGACAUGAUAUCUGCCGGUAUCCUUGACCCCUUCAAGGUCGUUCGCACCGCUCUUACCGACGCCAGCGGUGUUGCAUCCCUACUAGGAACGACCGAAGUCGCCAUUGUAGAAGCACCAGAAGAGAAGGGCCCGCCACCAGGAAUGGGCGGUGGAGGUAUGGGUGGCAUGGGCGGUAUGGGUGGAGGCAUGUUCUAGAUGCAAAGCGUGGCUUGCUACAUCCUAACGUCUCACUGCAUCGCGCCCCACUUGUAUACCCUUUCCCUCUCCCGAUUCUCCCGGCUGUUUUGUACAUGAUGGCGGGAUUGCUCAGCUCUCCACUCUCUUCACCCAACCUUUUCAUCAACCCUAGCGAGCGAAAUCUUGUUUUGGGAUUGUUCUGGUACUGUACCAUAUCAUGUUUACAUAGCGACUGGGAAAGAUGGGAGG